Dalotia coriaria is the source of this 1178-nucleotide messenger RNA. Its product is annotated as inactive phospholipid phosphatase 7-like. Lineage: Eukaryota; Metazoa; Arthropoda; Insecta; Coleoptera; Staphylinidae. Gene Ontology annotation, molecular function: sphingosine-1-phosphate phosphatase activity. The coding region runs from base 223 to 861 and encodes 212 amino acids. The transcript has 5 exons. The record is from RefSeq and is a predicted model, not a curated record.
ACAUAGGCAACUUUAUUAACAUGUGACAUGUCAUAAAAUCUGAAGUGUUUUGCUAUUUUUGUCACACUAGUCACAACUUUGAAUAGAUUGCGUGGUCAUAUGAAUAGAUAAAACCCAAAGAAGAUAAUUAUGGACAGAAGCAAGUAUUAAUUGAAACUAUAUUCGAUUGAAUGUGAUAGCAAGAUCUAUUGGCACUUUAUUUGGACUUAUUAACCCUACAAAAUGGCUCCUAAAAGAGAGGUACCUCCUGCAAUCAAGAAAAUACUUGAUAAAGAUGUUGAGAUUACUAAACACUUUUAUGUGCUUGCCAAUAAAAUCAUCCCAUUGGACAAAUGCAAAACCUAUUUUAAAGGAUUAGAGAUUUCCUGUCAUGGAAUUCCUUGGUUUGCAUUCUGGAUUUGUUUUACUUGGCUGUUCAAUGAUCCUUCAUUGAUUCAAAUGCAAAUAAACAUGCUGCUUGGUUUAACACUGGAUAUUUUAUUUGUUGCUUUUAUCAAGGCUUACACACGACGACGUCGUCCAGCUGCAAAUACUGAUGAUGCUUUGGGUCAAAUUGGUCCAGAUGUCUUCAGUUUUCCAUCAGGGCAUGCAAGUCGUGCAGUAUUUGUCACUUUCUUUUUCAUGUGGCUUCAUCCGUUGUCAUUGUUACUCCAGCCUUUCAUUAUUACUUGGUGUGCUGCUGUUUGUGUGAGCAGAGUACUCUUAAGGAGACAUCAUUUACUUGAUGUUGUGGCUGGAAUUGUACUGGGAAAUUUUAUUGGAUUGCUGCUGGGUGUGUUAUAUGUCAGCGACGAUACUGCAAAAUGGCUUAUGAAUAACUUAUCCGACGAGAAAUUGGAUGGAGGAGAUUUUCAUGUGUGAAGAUAAUUCGCGAAAGAAGGUCUCGAGGCUUCGUGGUUCCGUGCCUCUAACAUUUUUGUCCCUUGUUAGUUAAAGAUUAUAAAUAGUCAUAGGACUCCUGUUUGAUAAUAUCAAAUGAGUUUAGCACUUUGGACGACUGUUCAUAGACGUCGCUAGCAUGGCCAUUUCAAUCAAAUCUGAUUUAGUGAAACCAAGACAAUACCCUAAAGAAACUUAUGAAAUAAAAAAAUAUACCAUUAUUUUGUUUUUAGAUUCAAAUAAGAGUUUAAAAAUAAUAAUGUAAUAAUAAUAAAUCUUCGAAUUUCUGCGCAAAGUCA